UAUAGACACAACCGCGAACAUAAACAUGCAGUCGGAGUGCAACCAACACUACGUACACUCGCGAUACAUUCAAUAAACUGGCAAGAAUCGUGUAUUAUUAAAUUAAGAUAAAAUGGCAGUGUGCAAAAUUGCUUUGACCCUGGCAGCCAUAAUCGUUAUGAUAAACGCACAACGACCAUUUUACGCCGGAUCAGGAGCCAUAGGUUAUCCACAAUUGGAGAAUGAAUCUGUACAGCUUUCAAAUAGAUUUGGUGAAGAUGCACCCUUACCUAUACAAGCCAAAGGAGACAGGAAUCUGAUAAACAGACUUGAAAGCGUGCCAAUAGAUAACAGACCUUUUUGGUAUUUAAACUGGCAACAAUACGACGCUAUGAGAAGACAGCCACAAACAUGGCCACAAAAGCCAAAUACAUUUAUUGACAAAUAAAAGAAAAAAUAA
Molecule: messenger RNA, 439 nt
Organism: Achroia grisella
Lineage: Eukaryota; Metazoa; Arthropoda; Insecta; Lepidoptera; Pyralidae
Exons: 2
Coding region: 113-427 (104 amino acids)
Source: RefSeq, a predicted model, not a curated record